Molecule: messenger RNA, 170 nt
Organism: Paramecium sonneborni
Lineage: Eukaryota; Ciliophora; Oligohymenophorea; Peniculida; Parameciidae
Source: the annotation of a GenBank genome assembly
AUGAAAGUUCUUUUGCAUCUAGCAGAAGAAGAUGCAAGCUGGUUAUAGUGGAUAAACUAAACUUAAUUUCAGAAUGAAGGCAAAACCUAUAAGUAUGGCAUUUUGUUAAUCAUUUUAGAUUUAAAUGUGUUAAAUAUAUAUUGAAAUUGUUAAAAGUUAUCAAAAGAUGA